Uranotaenia lowii is the source of this 1861-nucleotide messenger RNA. RefSeq lists its product as uncharacterized. The coding region runs from base 304 to 1365 and encodes 353 amino acids. The record is from RefSeq and is a predicted model, not a curated record. Gene Ontology annotation, molecular function: oxidoreductase activity. The transcript has 5 exons. Lineage: Eukaryota; Metazoa; Arthropoda; Insecta; Diptera; Culicidae.
GAUAUCGCAAAAUACUUCAUCAUCUUUGGUUGCUGUUUUAUAUCCAGCUAUCUUAAUCUUUGCUGCCACAAAACCAAUCUAGCUAGGGCACUGUAACUUUCCCUUACUUGAUACGCGCCGACUUGCUCAGUCGGUGAGCGACUGUUAUUGCAAAAGCACGUACCUAAAGUAACUGUUGCGAGUACACAACAAACUACUCUACAGGGAACUGGUAGCCAGUAGGUACUCAGCAUUGAAAAUAAAUGUUUUGAAGAAAGGGAACACCGUUAAGUUUUGAAGGACUGUUUCUGUGAGAUAAGCGAAAUGGCAGCCGAUAAACCUGCAGCAACGAACUACAUAGCUACAUUGCUAAAUGAUGCGGCAACUAUCCCGAUCGACGCAGAUGUAAACACGUACGAGAUUCACCACCCGCCCUGGUUUGACGAGAACAAGUUCAAGAGGGGGCAAAAGUUUUACCACGCAAAUCUGACCGGUGCCAUCAAUGGGGCGCUAACCGGCCUGAUAUCGAUUCUGGCGAUUCCUUCCAUUUUGGAUGUGCUCAUUUUUACCGGACAAUCCUCGACCCCGGUGACGGCCUUCAAGCGAUACGUGCUCACGAUUCUGCAUACCCUGAAUUGGUACAGCCAUGAUCUGAAACCGGGAACAGACUUCCACAACAUUUUCCCCCGCUUAAGCUCAUGGAAAUCGUUGGCCUACGUGCGGCGAAUCCACGCCUCCAGUGGGAAGGCAGCCAACCGCAAGGAUCCCAAAAUGAUGGUCUCCCAGAAGGACAUGGCUAUUACUCAGUUCGGCUUUUUGGGCUUCGUGAUAUUGAACCCCCAAAAGCUGGGCAUCCAGUACGUUCGAGAAGACUUCGAGGGUUUCAUCCACUUCUGGCGCACCAUCGGAUACAUGUUGGGUAUUGAGGAUCGAUUCAAUUUGUGCACCGAUAAUCUGGAAACAACCAGGCAACAAAUGCAGCUGGUAAACGAUCAACUUUUGCGUCCGGCUUUGCAGUCGCCCAGUUCGGAUUUCGUCUUCAUGACCAAAACCAUGAUCGAUGGACUGUGGGCAUUCAGCAACUUCCUUGAGUAUGACGCCUACAUGUUUCUGACCCGGCGGAUUUGCAACGUCCCCGGCCACUAUUAUUGGGAUUCGGACGAGCGAGACGGAAGUCCAGCGGUGUACAAACAGCUCGGAUGGCACAGCCGCUUCAUGUUGGCAUUCCUGAUGACGGUCAACGAGGUACUGCUCUUCAUUGCCCCCUUCAGAUGGUGGUUCAAUCUGCAAACUGUGAUCAACACCAAGAUCGUCAAUCGAUACUUCCCGGUGCUGGCGAUGAUAAAGUAUGGCAUCAAAAAUGCUUACGUUAGGGUGUUUUACUAGGUUGGAAAAGGUUCUUAACACAUCAAGGACCACAAAAUUCGGUACUUUAUAUCUCAGAAACCACUGAACCAAAUUUUACAAACUAAGUAUGAGUUACUGUUUAAAUUUUUCGAAUGUGUUGAGAAAAUCGUGAUGAAAACUAGAACAGCCAAAUAAACAAUUUUUUCAAAAAAAAUUAAACACAUUUAAUUUUUGGAAGCAUAGAAAAAAAUUAUUAGGUUUUGUAAAUAUAUUUGUUUCAAAAAAAUGAAUCUUUCCAAAAUUUUGUGUGGAGGUCGAUGAUUUUUUUUGUAUAAUUUUAAUGCAUCAUGUACAACAUUCUUGAAGAAAAAUCUUUAAAAAAUACUCGGCUAUAAUUAGCUUAGAUCUCUCAUCAAAUUAAUAAAUCUAUGAUAUUAAAACCUUUUUUAUUCCGUGGUAAAAAAACACGAAUAUUCGAAUUCCAUAUUUUACUAAAUUUGUUAUGGGAAAGUUGGGUAUCAUGGGUCACUUUAUU